AUGACUCUCGCCUCGCUUUUGCCAGUGGCCCUUGCCUCGCCCCUCCUUCCGAGCGAAGAUAAACCAGUGUAUUGGCUGCUGGCCGGCGACUUGAAAACAGCACCCAAAGGAGGGUGGGGCGACGGGUUUCUAGCCACAACGGUUGCGACCCGUUCAUCAGGGCACAAUUACGGACACAGCGGCGCUAUUACUGCUUCAUUUCGAGCCGGCAGCAAUUGGGGCAAAGCCACAAAACAUAUGCAGACCUACAAAGAUCGGUACAGGGUCUAUGUCACCAUCCAGUUCGUACACAACGACCAGAAAGAUACGUCAGGCGUCUCGCUUGACCAAUACAAAGCCAAGCUCAAGAGCUUCGCCGACGAAGCUAAGACUGCAGUUGCAGAACCGGUAUUACUCACUCCUGUGACGCGGCGAGAGCUUUUCCGGGAACAAAGUCGUUAUGUCAACGCUAUCGGAAAGGCUGCAGCAAGCAAAUAUAACCUGGUAGAGAACGAUUGGAUGCAUCUGGAUGAGUGGGGCGGCGUGUUCUUUGCGAGGAUAGUCACUGACCUCCUAGUCGAGAAAUAUCGGGAGUUGCAGCAAUUCACGACGGAUAAUUCGACACUGUCCGCUCUAAUUAAGCAGGGUAAGCCUGCGUAG
Molecule: messenger RNA, 639 nt
Organism: Westerdykella ornata
Lineage: Eukaryota; Fungi; Ascomycota; Dothideomycetes; Pleosporales; Sporormiaceae
Product: SGNH hydrolase
Exons: 2
Coding region: 1-639 (212 amino acids)
Molecular function (GO): hydrolase activity
Source: RefSeq, a predicted model, not a curated record